Molecule: messenger RNA, 722 nt
Organism: Oreochromis aureus
Lineage: Eukaryota; Metazoa; Chordata; Actinopteri; Cichliformes; Cichlidae
Product: pulmonary surfactant-associated protein D-like
Exons: 5
Coding region: 153-722 (189 amino acids)
Source: RefSeq, a predicted model, not a curated record
UCCAAUCAAAUACUCACCUGGUUUUUAUUUCCUCUUCAACGAGUGGCUCAUAUAUUUUUGACUUUGAGUUCUGAGCUGUAUUUGUUUGAAAGCAGCACAUGAAGCAGCUCAGCUAGUGGAUAACUGCUUGUAUACUGCUCUGCAUUUAAACAAUGAUGGCAUGGCUCCAAUUCUGUGUCCUUUUCCUGGUGGCUCCAUUUGGGUAUAGUCAGAAUCCAGGUCCUCGUGGUCCCAAAGGAGACAGCGGACUUCCUGGACCAGCUGGUCCACGUGGAGUACCAGGACCACCAGGUCAAAAAGGAGAUACUGGAUUUGAUGGACCACCUGGCUUUCCUGGACUACCUGGAAGACCUGGUAAUGUGGGACGACUUGGACUUCCUGGACCACCUGGACAAGCUGCAGACUGCAGAACAGAGCUCUUUGGUUACAUAGACCAGGACCUUCAAACCAUUAGAGCCCUAAAGGAAACAAUAACCAAGUUAGAGCUGGUUAUAAACUAUGAUUUUGCCCAAGGAGUUGAUGAAAAAUAUUUCGUGUCCAACAAGGAAAGAGGCUCUUUCUUCCAAGCUGUUGAGUUCUGCUCCCAGCGAGGAUUAGAGCUGGCUUUGCCCCAGAGUGACAAAGAGAAUCGCUUACUCACUGAAGUGUUUGAAAGCAGUCCUAAAACAGUCUGGAUUAAUGUCAGCAAUAGAAAAGCAGAGGGAACUUUGGAGCUGAUAUGA